Messenger RNA from Prorocentrum cordatum, 360 nucleotides. NCBI's taxonomy places the organism in Eukaryota, Dinophyceae, Prorocentrales, Prorocentraceae. The record is from the annotation of a GenBank genome assembly.
AUGUACGAGCUGAAGGUGAUAGACCACCCCGCUGUGCGGAUGCCAGAGACGAAGCCGCAGAAUCAGAACAUCUGCCGCUUGGGUUUCUCCCUGCCGCUCACGUCGCUCUUCCUCGGCGACACAGCGGACGGCUGGGGUUACGGCGGGACAGGCAAGAAGUCGCACAACAACAAUUUUUCCGACUAUGGUGGUCCUUUUCGAGUUGGAGACGUCAUCGGCGCAAUAGUAGACUGCGAUCAGGGCACGAUAUCGUUCAUGAAGAACGGGCAGUUCAUGGGAGUUGCGUUCGAUAACGUCCCGCCCACCGUUAUGCAGACAGGCAUUUUUCCCCACAUACUGAUGAAGAACGUGAGAGUGAAG